Amaranthus tricolor (Joseph's coat) is the source of this 405-nucleotide messenger RNA. RefSeq lists its product as uncharacterized. Lineage: Eukaryota; Viridiplantae; Streptophyta; Magnoliopsida; Caryophyllales; Amaranthaceae. Bases 1 to 405 code for a protein of 134 amino acids. The record is from RefSeq and is a predicted model, not a curated record. The transcript has 2 exons.
AUGGACCGAAAUAUGCCUGAAGGGCCAGAUUUUAUCCAAGACUCUAUUGAUAGCUUGAGGGUGGUACAAGAGAACAUGAAGGCAGCACAAAGUAGACAGAAGAGUUAUGCAGACAACCGUCGCAGAGCUUUGCAAUUUGAUGAAGGUGAUAAAUUGAGAAAGUAUAUCCACGAUCCAUCACAUGUGUUAGUUAACGAACCCCUCCAAAGUGAUGAAAACCUAGCUUAUGAAGAAAGACCAAUUAGAAUUUUAGAUCAUCAAGUGAAAGAAUUGAGGAAUAAAAGAAUACCUAAAGUUAAAGUGCUAUGGUCGAACCAUCAUGUCGAAGAAGCAACCUGGGAAAGCGAAAUUGAUAUGAGAGAACGCUAUCCCCAGUUGUUCAUAGGUUCAAGUUUCGGGACGUAA